AUGGCUUUGAAGGGGCAUGAUCUGAUAGGAAUCGCAGAAACAGGAUCAGGGAAGACACUUGCGUACCUGUUGCCUUCCAUAGUGCAUGUAAAUGCUCAGCCAAUUCUAGAUCCUGGAGAUGGACCAAUUGUGUUAGUUUUGGCUCCAACUCGGGAACUUGCUGUCCUCAUACAACAAGAGGCUACUAAAUUUGGUUCAUCGUCAAAGAUUAAGAGUACCUGCAUCUGUGGUGGGGUUCCAAAGGGACCUCAGGUGCAUGAUCUCCAGAAAGGUGUUGAAAUUGUAAUUGCCACUCUGGGAAGGUUAAUUGAUAUGCUCGAGUCAAAUCAUACUAAUUUGCAGAGGGUCACAUACCUUGUAUUGGAUGAAGCUGAUAGGAUGUUGGACAUGGGGUUUGAUCCUCAGAUACGGAAGAUUUUGUCUCUCAGGAAAUGGUAUGUGAAGGAUGCGAAAUAUGUGAUAAAUUAUGACUUCCCGGGAUCAGAGGACUAUGUUCAUUGCAUUGGGAGGACUAGAAGUGCUGGUGCAAAAGGAAUUGCGUACACAUUCUUCACAGCUGCUAAUGCCAGAUUUGCAAUGGGAUGCGGUGCACAACGUCCGCCUUCAGGUCACCGAGGUUUCCAAGACCGUGGGAGGGGUUAUAUGGCAGUGCUCGUCCAUGGAGCUGAUUGA
Molecule: messenger RNA, 672 nt
Organism: Gastrolobium bilobum
Lineage: Eukaryota; Viridiplantae; Streptophyta; Magnoliopsida; Fabales; Fabaceae
Product: DEAD-box ATP-dependent RNA helicase 20-like
Exons: 6
Coding region: 1-672 (223 amino acids)
Cellular component (GO): ribonucleoprotein complex; cytoplasm; nucleus
Molecular function (GO): RNA binding; RNA helicase activity; ATP binding
Source: RefSeq, a predicted model, not a curated record